AUGGAAGCUUUGCCUUUGAACUUGUGCGAGCUAUUUACCCAGGCUGUGGCUCGAUGUCCUGACAACCUUGCUGUAGAUCACAGUGAAGGCCGCCUAACGUACCGAGAGCUCGAAGAUGCCUCCAAUUCGCUAGCAAGUACGCUCAGGAGUGCGGGUGUGGGUCAUCAGUCUCCUGUUAUCUUGCUCACAGCACAUGGAACGUUCAACCUCAUCGCCAUACUCGCCAUCCUCAAGUCUGGGGGUUGCUGGGUACCAAUAGAUAGAGCAACAUGGUCCCCGGAAAUGGUAACCAAUGUCUGCAGUACAGUUGACAGCACUGUAAUCAUCAAUACAACUUUAGAGCCCUUCGAAUGUCACAAGGAGGGGUGGUGUUUACUAGAAUGCACCAGCAUCCCAGCAAGGCUCAGCCUACCUAAAGACAACAGCUAUACAGACAUAAUACAACCCUACGACCCUGCGUGCAUAGUUUUCACAAGCGGAAGCACGGGUCGGCCAAAAGGAGUCGUCAUAUCACAUAGAUCAUUAUGCCUGUACGCCAAGACAAGCCCGAUCAAUCUUGAUAUUACUCCGGGUGAUCGCCUCCUUCACAUUCUAUCUGUUUCUUUCGACGCUUGUGCUUGCAUCCUCUUCUCAGCGUUGGGCAACUGUGGAACAGUCGUCCCCGCACAAGGAGACGACAUUUUCCUCCGAGCUCCUUCGUGUGCGGCCCUGGCAGCUACGCCUUCCAUACUGAAUAAUCUCCCUUCGCCGAGCGCAGAAGGCUCGAUUUUCUCAAAUAUUAGCAAAAUUAUUCUGGGUGGCGAGACUGCAGCGCCAGCCCUCCUUGGAUCAUGGAUCGAUGCAGGUGUGCAGGUGUUGACGGCAUAUGGCGUAACAGAGACCACAUCAAUGGGAUCAGCACAUCUGGUGAAACGAGACUCACAAACCGGCAUUAUCAACUCAUUUCUAAUAGGAGGAGUUAUGAAAGAAAGUCCAAUUUACAUCGUGGACUCUGAGCUUGACAUCAUUGAUGAGGACUAUUGUGAGGGAGAGAUCAUUAUCGGAGGCGAUGGAGUCGCACUCGGAUACUAUAAAGACGAGAUAAAGACGAGAACCAACUUCGUCGAUUGGAAUGGGUCUCGCAUCUACAGAACCGGUGACUUCGGUUGUUGGGUCCAAGACGCAGCAGGCAAUAAGCUUGUCGAAUUUCGUGGUCGACAGGAUCGCACUGUCAAAAACAGAGGCUUUCUCGUGAAUCUCGAUAGAGAUGUGGAAGCCUGUCUCUACCGUGUUGGCGAAUCAUUUGGCCUCACAUCAGUACGUGCAGCUAUGACAGAGAAUGGUAUCGUCGCCGUUGUCACGCCUUCAGAUGUAAACACAUCUGCACUAAUUGAGAAAGCCAAAGAAAGCAUGAGUUCCUACUGUAUGCCGUAUCGUAUCAGGGCAGUGGAUGAUCUACCCCUGUCACCUAACGGAAAGGUACAGCAGAGGCAGCUCGUUGAUCUUGUUAAGUCCAUCGAGGAAGUGGAGGGUCUUCGGGGUGAAGAUUCCUCUAAUGAGUCAACCUUCCAGGAGCUGGACCCAGCUUUACCAGACGAUCAGAGGAAUCUUCAACUUCUGCUUACAGUGGCUCGAGAAGUUCUCUCUCUGCCGGGAGAGAAAUUUAGAGAACUCCAACCAGAUGACUCAUUCCUUGCUGUUGGGGGAUCAUCUCUACUGGCAUUCAAAAUUGUUUCAGUUAUCAGACAACACAACCUUCACGUCCCAGCAAGAGAGUUACUCAAGUGCCAAAAGUUCUCAGAUAUUUCGCCGCUGAUGUCUUCCAUAUCAGAACAUGCUUGUCCAGAUGUUACGUUGGCGGAAAAUUAUGCAGCAAACCGGCAGAUUCGAACUGAACUCGCCAGCCAGGCUCGCAACGCAAUCGGCUUGGCCAAGAACAGUUUUGACAUCGGGCCAUUGACUAGUUUGCAACUAGAGCUAGCAGUUUCCGCACUGGGUGACGAGACGAGAAAUGUGAACCAAGUCAAGAUAGCAUACAGCGACGCACACUCGGAAGCUAUGCAGAGGGCCUGGCAAGCACUUUGGCAAUCCGAGCCCAUUUUCAGGUCUGAGGUUUCAUUAGCAUUUGGUUGUGGUGCCUUUAUUGUGCACAAGAUACCUUUCAGGGCGCCUCAAGUAACGUCACACUGCUGUUAUAAUGACUAUGAAGAAGCUGUGAGGAAUGUUAGCAUGGGCGUUGGCUUGGGUUGCACGCUGGAUCUCAUCAAAUACGACGACGCAUCCAGUGAUCGACCCGGCUUGCGAUCCCCAUCCAAGGCAUCUGAGCUUACAGUGGUUCUCACAGUCCACCAUACCCUGAUGGAUGGCGAGUCUCUGAAACUGCUACUGGACAAACUUGACCGAGUUGCUCAAGGGUUUCCUCCGCUUCCUAGUGCCUCAACCAUCGAUGCAAAUCUCGCGCUGUUAGAUAUACAGCGCACGAGAGACUUAGAAGUACGAAGUUUCUUUGUCGAUUAUUUGAGAAACGUUCCAACCGAAGUUACCACACCAGAGAUCACAACCAUCGGCGAAGGCUCAUGCAUGCAAUCAGCAAUCUUCGAGACCUCUGUAAGCACAGCCAAGGUGGCAAGAUUUGCAACCAGAAAUUGCGCAUCCGCUGCAUGCAUUUACUAUGUUGCAUGGGCAAUGGCUAUAGCUGCUAUUGAAGACUGCUCUACCGUCAUCGUUGGAGCAGUCGUGUCUAACCGUCACGCCUUGCAUCGCCAUGACGAUGCCAUGGGAGCGUACAUGUCCACACUCCCACUACUUUUCAAUUUUGUCGACCAAGAAGUGACAAUAGCGGAACUGAUUAGAAAUACUAUGGACCAUCUUGCAACGAUAGGCGAAUACGCCUGGGCGCGUUCCGACCAAGUUGGUGUUGGCCAUCGGAUGCGAAACCUCUUGUCUAUACAGUUCCCACUUCCCAACGAGAGUUCAAAAGUGCCAGCUCUUUGGACAGAGUCUGUAGAGAGAAAUGAUUUUCCACUCUGUCUUUUGAUUGAGUCCAGUGGCGGUUUCAGAAUGCUUUACAACACCAUGCAGUAUAAUGAAGAAGCCAUCCAAAGGCUAGGCCAGCAUUUCAAGCAUGCACUCUACUCUCUCCAUCAUAAAACUCGGGUGGAAGACUGCAUUACACUCAAUCGCCUGCAGGAGAAGCUGGCCAGGCAAGCAGAUCUGUUCAGGCUUCAGCCAAGCGACCGUAUAGCAAAACAAGUUUUGGAAGAGGCCAUGGAUCGAUACGCAGAUCUCAUUGCACUAGAAGACUGCAUUGGCGGCAAGCUCACAUACAGAGAGCUUGAUAAGUUCACCAACGGCAUUGCCCAAUUCAUCAUCUCAACCAUGCCAGACACCAAAGUCGUCGCUCUCUAUGCCGACGGUACAAUCGGGUGGAUUCUUGGCCUGCUUGGGGCUGUUAAAGCAGGCUGCACGUAUGUCAACCUUGACCCAAGAUCAACACCUACUCAAAGAGAGUCCGUUUGCAAACAAUGUAGCGCAGAAGCAUUGCUCCUCCCCAGUGCAUCACAAGCGUCACAUGUUCCCUCAAUAGACAGCAUGAAAGUAUUUGCGCUGGAUGGCAUACUGAACGACAUCGCUGGCAGCAAGAAUGUAGGAAGACAACCGAACCGAGCAUCCCUGGACUCUCCCCUCGUUAUUGUAUUUACAUCAGGGACAACAGGAACCCCCAAAGGCUUCCCAAUUUCCAACCGCUCGUUAAUGGCUAUGAAAACCAACUACGGUACAACAAUGUUUGCAUCUCCAGGUCGUCGUAUUGCGCAAUUCAUGUCACCAGUAUUCGACGUCUGCAAUAUGGAAGUGUUCUCCGCGCUUCUGCAUGGGGCCACUCUGGUGCUCCGUGACCCGUCAGAUCCUUAUGCUCAUCUUCAUCGAGUAAACACCGCUGCCGUGACUCCAUCGGUGUUAGCAGCCAUGAAUCCUGAUUAUUUUCCCAACCUGGAAGUCGUUUACGCAUGUGGUGAGCCGGUUACGGCUGCGAUUGUGAAAAGAUAUGCCUCCGGGCUUUUGCUUUACAAUGCCUAUGGGCCAGCAGAGUGCAGUAUUCUUAUCGGCAUUGAUCGACUAAUCCCCGGAGAUCGCAUCACUGUGGGAAGACCCUUGAAAACAAUCCGAGUCUAUGUCUUGGACGAGCAGCAGCAACCUGUGUCACGCGGGGCUCGCGGUGAGCUUUGCAUGGCGGGAGUUCAAGUGCUACGAGACUAUGUCAAUGCUCCCGAACAAGCCGCUCGUAAUAUUCUCUCAGAUCCGUGGCACCCUGGUGAGCGUAUGUACCGUUCAGGAGAUGCCGGUUCGAUCGGCCGGGACGGUAGAGUGAAUAUAUACGGACGUAUGGAUCGCCUGGUUAAAGUCCGUGGGUUCCGCGUUGAGCUGGCAGGAGUCGAGCUUGCGAUCGUCUCUGGGCCUCCUGAGGAGAACAUCUCGCAAUGCUCGACCAUAGUUGUCAAUGGUCUCGUUGUUUCCUUCAUCUCUUUUGACAGGUCGCAAGAUAAUGAUGAUUUCGACAAAGAGGGUCGGAUCGCUCGUUUGCGGAGGAGACUCUGCGACCUAUUACCUCCAUCAUCGGUACCGCAGGACAUUGUACCUUUGGACACAUUCCCAAGGACCAAUAAUGGAAAGAUCGAUACCAGAGCACUAAAAUCGCUAUACUCAAACAAAAAAAAGUUUGUGUCCGAGGAAGAGUCGCUUGAGGAGACCUCAACAUCUCAGCUCGGGAUAGAACAACGGUUGGCACAUGAAUGGCGUCAAGUACUCCAACUCAAACCUGAGAUGCAAAUUGAAGAGUCCAGCAAUUUCUUCAAAAUGGGAGGCCACUCUGUUUCGAUCAUGUUAUUGGCUACACGGCUUACCACAGCAUUUGGCAGAAGAAUCACAGUCCGUCAACUCCUCCCAUCUCCCGGUUUCCAACAACAAGUUAAUAUCAUCAAAGAACUUGUUAAGAUUGAAACAACCGGGAGCAACCAGCCUGAGAUAGGAUCUCCUCUUAUGAUAGAGGAGCUAACAGAAAUCGAGAAACAGGUGUGGUUCCAGCAUCAAGUUGCCACAACGGUUACCGCCUUCAACAUCGUCAGAGUCCUCAAAAUCGGGGGUGCGGCUGACAUUGCUAAAUUGUCUCGAUCACUAAACGUAGCUCUGUCAUUUGAUCCGAUACUUCGCUGCAAUAUUGUGGAAGGACCUAAUGGCCCUACGAGAACGUUGCGUAGCUUCGCUCCAACUGUAAGAGAAGUGGAUGAGCUUGACAUGCAAAGCAUUUUAAACCACCACUUUGACCUCUCUCGCGAUCCUUUAUUUCAGGUAUACAUUGUCGGAUCUUCUGGGGAUCGCAACACUCUCACGGUGGUAAUUCUUACCUCCCAUGUGAUUGCCGACUUAGGGACGCUGCAGAACUUCCUUCGGCUCACGUCGCUGGCCUAUUCCGGGAGCACACUUAGUCCCCUCCACAGGCCAAAGCAUCUGGAUUCGAAUCUCUGGACAACAAUGCCAUCCCCAGCUGAGAGAAAGUUCUGGAUGGAGUACUUGCAAGGCCAUGCCUACUCUGCCAAAAGAGAACAAUUACUGAAGCGUCUCCCUGCUGCCUCACCUCUAGUAACAUUUCAAGGAGAAUCCAGAACCCGAGAGUUCAAAGGAGAGCUAGUAACGGCUCUCAAUAAUUUAGUUCGGCGUAUAGGGGCUACACAACACCAGCUAGUCCUAGCAAUAACCGCCCUUCUAUUGCAUUGGUUCUCCCUGGAGGACGACUUCAUAUUGGGAGCACCGAGUUCUGGUCGGUCUACUUCGGAAGAGCAAGAAGCCCUUGGUCAAUUCCUAGAUCGGCUGCCUAUUCGAAUAACUCCAGCUGAUUUAAGAAUCAUGAACAAUAGAGAUACUACUACAUCAGUGGUGGCCCGCGUUCGCGAUUCCUCUCGAAGAGCCCUCUCCAAUGCCAUUCCUUUCAGCAAUAUUAUCCAAGAUCUUGGCUUUCCUAGAGGUAGCCUACAACAUCCUCUAUUUGAGUGCAUGGUGACAUUUCACCCUCGAAGCGCCGGGCUGGAGAACUUUCUGCAACUACCAAAGUGCAACGUCUCUGUCUCGACACCCUUUCCUCGGGGGGCGAAGUUUCCUCUUAUGAUGGAAUGGUUCGAGUUGGGCCCUAACCAAUGGAACCUACAUAUAGAGCACGAUACUCUUGAUGUUCCAGCAAAUACGAUCGACGCCAUGGAAGAGGCAUUAGCAGUUAUUCUACGAGGCAUAGCAGAUGAAUGCUCCAUACUAGAACUCAACACGCGAUUGGCAGAUCUUGAGCCGACGAGCUUAGACACGUUGUCCAGUUCAAGUUGCAGUUCACGUAACAGUACUGAAACUUCAAGCGCCCAUUCAGAAUCCGUGGGAGAAAUAGUAUCUUCAAUCCAGUCGGAAAUGGAGGCAAGCCUAGGUGCAUCUCGCGGGACAUUGUCCCCUCACACCUCCUUCUUCUCUGCUGGAGCAGACUCGCAAGCAGUUGUUUCACUGAGGCACCGAUUGCAGAAGCUAGGCUUGGACAUUCCAUUAAGAUCGAUUUUCUUGGCUCAGAGCCCGGCGAAGCUUGCAGAGCAUUUGCUUUUCAUCCCCACUUGA
Molecule: messenger RNA, 6624 nt
Organism: Clonostachys rhizophaga
Lineage: Eukaryota; Fungi; Ascomycota; Sordariomycetes; Hypocreales; Bionectriaceae
Source: the annotation of a GenBank genome assembly